This is a messenger RNA of Colias croceus (clouded yellow), 1396 nucleotides long. RefSeq names its product serine--pyruvate aminotransferase (gene Agxt). Lineage: Eukaryota; Metazoa; Arthropoda; Insecta; Lepidoptera; Pieridae. The transcript has 8 exons. Bases 97 to 1251 code for a protein of 384 amino acids. Gene Ontology annotation, cellular component: peroxisome. Gene Ontology annotation, molecular function: L-serine:pyruvate transaminase activity; L-alanine:glyoxylate transaminase activity. The record is from RefSeq and is a predicted model, not a curated record.
AUAUUUCAACGUGUUUUAAUUCAAGUAUUAGCUAACGCAUUUUUGUGAAACUGGAAUAUUUUUGUUUAUUGAUAUUCCAUUAUUUAAUUGGUAAAGAUGUUGGUUUCGCCGCCUAUAAUAGAAGAGAGAGAAAUUCAUGAGCCAUUGUUUUGCGGGCCUGGACCAUGCAACUUAUUACCUUCCGUUAGACAGGCUCUAACUAAGCCCGUUAUGUCACCAAUGUGCGAUGCUUAUUUUGAGGCAAUGGCAGACAUUCGUGCGGGGCUCAAAUACGCAUUUCAAACUAAAUCGGAUCUGGUCCUCUCAAUAAGUGGGUCCGGUCACAGUGGCAUGGAGACUGUCAUCUGUAAUCUCCUUGGCCCUGACGAUACGCUUUUGAUCGCCAGUCGGGGUAUUUGGGACCAAAGGGCGUAUAUUAUGGCUAAUAGAUAUGGCAUCAAAACAUUUAAAACUGAAGUACCAAUUAAUGCCACGUUCAGUUUUGAGCAAAUUGAAAAUGAAUUGAAGAAACUGAAGCCUACAGCACUCUUUAUAACGCAUGGGGACUCGUCUACAGGAUCUGUACAGAAUUUGGAUGGCCUUGGCAAAAUUUGUCACAAAUAUGGAACACUCCUAUUGGUGGAUACUGUAGUAUCGCUUGGUGGGGUACCAUUUCUAAUGGAUGAAUGGGAAGUAGAUGCAGUGUAUACUUCAACACAAAAGGCACUAAGUGGACCAGCUGGUAUCGCGCCCGUCGCCUUCAGUCGCCUUGCUGAACAGAAAAUAAACAAGCGGACUCACGAACCGCCUUUCUACUUUGAUGUAAAACUACUCGCAAGGCAGUGGAAUUGUUAUGGAGAUACAAAAGAAUACCACCACACGCAAAGUCCGCCGAUGAUAUGGGCGCUUCGAUGUUGCCUCAUGGAGCUAUGUAGGGAAACUCUACCAAAGGCCUGGGCUCGCCACGCAGCCACUUCAGCACAUUUCCAAAAGAAACUUCAAGAUUACGGCUUCGAAUUCUUCAUUCCAAAACCAGAGGACAGACUUGGAACCGUUACGACAGUUCUAAUUCCAAAAAGAUGUAAAAGCGAAGAAUAUUUAAAAUAUAUUCGGGAAAAACACGAUAUAAUAAUGUUUGGAGGCUUAGGCCCUACAGCUGGUAAGGUUCUACGAAUUGGACUAAUGGGAGUUAACGGUCAUGUAGAAAUAGCUACUAAGGUUGCAAAUGCUAUGGCGGACACCACAAGGGCUGUUAUGAAGAGUUCCCUAUAAAUCUUUUGUCCUGUUCAGCCUUUUAGUCAAUGUAAAGUCUUGAGUUAUAAAAAAAAAAUGGGUGAUAUACUGUAACUAUAAAGUUUACGAUAGCUGUUAACUGUUUGUAAGUUUAAACUAAUUUAUAAAUAAAAUGCUCAAUAUC